Messenger RNA from Colossoma macropomum (tambaqui), 1114 nucleotides. RefSeq names its product spermatogenesis associated 17 (gene spata17). Gene Ontology annotation, cellular component: spindle pole. Bases 28 to 1089 code for a protein of 353 amino acids. The record is from RefSeq and is a predicted model, not a curated record. Lineage: Eukaryota; Metazoa; Chordata; Actinopteri; Characiformes; Serrasalmidae. Gene Ontology annotation, biological process: mitotic cell cycle; spindle organization; establishment of meiotic spindle localization. Gene Ontology annotation, molecular function: protein binding. The transcript has 10 exons.
CAUGGACGCAUGUAAACUAACACGAGCAUGGCGCGGCUGGUGAAGUUGUUUAUGCAGAUUGACAACAUAAAAGAGGCUCAUUUCGUCAGAAACAGGAUUGCGGAGGAAAACAGACAGCGGGAGAAUUCUGCGGCGGUCAGAAUCCAAAGCUGGUUCAGAGGCUGCCGAGUGCGAGCUUACCUGAGCCGUAUCCACAGGAAGGCGACGAUGAUACAGAAAACAUGGCGGGGUUUCAAAGCACGGGAGCACUUCAGGCAAAGGGUAAAGACAGCAUAUUUUCUCAUGAAGAUGAAUUUCUACAAUAAGAUGGCUGUCAAGAUUCAGCAGAGAUGGAGAGGCUACUACGUGAGGAAGUACGUUCACAAUUACUAUGCACGGAAAAGGUACCUGGAAGCCCUGACCCAGAAGAAUGAGCAAAUCAGGAGAGAGUUAGAGGAGCUGGCUGAGCACCAGAGAAAGGAGAGAGAGCGUGUCGCGAUGGAGAGAGAAGAACAGGAGAAAUACGUCCGAGCUCAACGACUCCACUUCCUCCUCAGCACCAAACAGUGCCCAGGUGUGUUCAACUCGCCGUUCCGCCCAGAGCCCGAUGAGAUGGAGCUGAGGUUAAGAAGAGUUAAACCAGUUCGGACCAUGUCUGCUCCCAAAGAAUCCUGGCCUAUGAACCAACAGCCCUCUAGCUACCAGCACAACAAAGAGCGACUACCACCCAUACACAACACCCCGCAGGGGCCCUUCCGGCCAGCUGUGGAGGUGCAGCAGCAGCGCUACCGGCCCCUGGAGCCCAGCCUGCGCGUGGCCACAUCCAUCACAGCCCUGGAGGAGGCCAGAGAGGAGCUCCGGCGGCAGGAGUGGAGGACUCGCCUCAUCGACCACCCAUUUCUGCCUUUCUCGAAGGCCCCAAACAAAAAGUAUGAACCUCUGCUCCACGCUGCCUCUCCAUAUCAGCAGACGGAGUACGGGACAAAGCACUUCCGAGAGGAGAACAGGAGCCAGCUUGAGACGAAAAAGCUGUUCAGGAGGGUCUUCACAACCUGCCAUGUGUUUGACAAGUUCGGGCGCCUGUACUCCAACACUGGGAAAACUGUGUAACAGAAUUCUGCAUAUGAAUCUUAUU